AUGAGUGAAACAAGGGGCACCCAUAUCCUGUAUAUCUGUGUCUCUUUGGGUGUCAUUGCAUCACCCAACGUUCUGUUGUCAUCCUGUGCUGUUCUCUUCCGUAAACCUGGGAAGAAACCUCCCCUCCCCACCUUUGUGAGACGAUUGUUGAUGGCUUCUAAAUUCUGGACCCAGGGUGGAAGUGAUUCUGAGGAGGAGGAGAGUGAUUAUGACGAGGAGGUCGAAGCCACAGUGGGUGAUUCUGCCAGUCAAGCCGUGACAAGCAGGUACCUGCAGGAUAAUGCAAGUGACAGUGAUGACUCCGAUGGCCAAAAGCGUGUUGUGAGGUCAGCAAAAGACAAGCGUUUUGAGGAGAUGGCUUCCACUGUCGACCAGAUGAAGAAUGCCAUGAAGAUCAAUGACUGGGUGAGCUUGCAGGAGAAUUUUGACAAGAUUAACAAACAACUUGAGAAAGUCAUGCGUAUCACUGAGUCGUUGAAGGUCCCCAAUCUUUACAUAAAGGCACUUGUGAUGUUGGACGAUUUCUUGGCUCAGGCUUUGGCUAAUAAGGAUGCCAAGAAGAAAAUGAGUAGUAGCAAUGCUAAAGCCUUGAACUCAAUGAAGCAGAAGCUGAAAAAGAAUAAUAAGCAGUAUGAGGAGUUGAUUAAUAAGUGCAGGGAGAACCCUGAGAGUGAGGAGGAAAAAGAAGAAGAGGAGAGUGAUGAAGAUUAUGAAAGUGAUGAUGAGAUUAUUGAGCCAGAGCAGCUUCGGAAACCAGAAGCAAAAUCUGAUUCAGAAGCCUCUCAAUAUGAUGAUGAAAAGCCAGAUGAAGGUCCUUGGGACCAAAAGCUUAGCAAGAAGGACAGACUUUUAGAUAGACAGUUCAUGAAAAACCCUAAUGAGAUCACAUGGGAUACUGUUAACAAGAAGUUUAAAGAGGUUGUGUCUGCUAGGGGAAGGAAGGGAACUGGGAGGUUCGAACAGGUUGAGCAGCUCACUUUCCUAACGAAAGUUGCUAAGACUCCUGCACAGAAGCUGGAAAUUCUGUUCAGUGUGGUUUCUGCUCAGUUUGAUGUUAAUCCGGGUCUCAAUGGGUACAUGCCCAUAAAUGUAUGGAAAAAAUGUGUGCAGAACAUGCUGAUCAUUCUUGAUAUUUUAGUCCAGUACCCAAACAUAGUGGUUGAUGAUUCUGUAGAACCAGAUGAGAAUGAAACACAGAAAGGUACUGAACAUAAUGGACCAAUUCGGGUUUGGGGGAACUUAGUUGCUUUCUUAGAAAGAAUUGAUGUCGAGUUUUUCAAGAGCUUGCAAUGCAUAGACCCUCAUACACGUGACUAUGUGGAGAGACUUAGGGAUGAACCCUUAUUUCUGGUUCUUGCUCAGAAUGUCCAGGAAUAUCUUGAAAGAGUUGGAAAUUUCAAAGCCGCUUCUAAGGUGGCCUUGAGGAGGGUGGAGCUCAUCUACUACAAACCACAGGAAGUUUAUGGUGCUAUGAGAAAAUUGACUGAGUUGGCAGAUGCUGGGGAGAAUGGAGGGGAGGCAAGUGAGGAGUCAAAAGGAUUUGAGGAACCAAGAAUUCCCGCUGCAUUUGUUGUUACCCCAGAGGUUGUGCCACGGAAACCCACCUUCCCUGAGUAUAACAGAACCCUAAUGGAUGUAUUGGUAUCUCUGAUAUACAAAUAUGGAGAUGAGCGAACUAAAGCACGUGCAAUGCUCUGUGAUAUAUAUCAGCAUGCACUUCUUGAUGAGUUUUCAGUUGCCCGUGAUCUGCUACUUAUGAGCCAUUUGCAAGAUAGUGUUCAGCAUUUAGACAUUUCAACACAGAUACUUUUUAACAGGGCUAUGUCACAGUUAGGCUUAUGUGCUUUUCGGGUUGGAUUGAUUUCUGAAGCACACGGCUGUCUGUCUGAACUCUACUCUGGCGGAAGGGUGAAGGAGUUGCUGGCACAAGGUGUCUCACAAAGUCGUUAUCAUGAAAAGACUCCAGAACAGGAAAGGUUGGAAAGAAGACGGCAGAUGCCAUAUCAUAUGCACAUCAAUCUUGAGCUCCUGGAGGCCGUCCAUCUUGUGUCUGCUAUGCUGCUGGAAGUUCCCAACUUGGCAGCCAAUGUUCAUGAUGCCAAACGGAAGGUCAUUAGUAAAACUUUCCGUCGCUUGCUUGAGGUAAGCGAUAAACAAACAUUUACUGGUCCACCAGAAAAUGUUCGAGAUCAUGUUAUGGCUGCUACAAGGGUUCUUCGCAAGGGAGACUUCCAGAAGGCUUAUGACAUUAUCGUGUCUCUUGAUGUAUGGAAAUUUGUGAGAAAUCGAGACAGUGUGCUUGAAAUGCUGAAGGACAAAAUCAAAGAGGAGGCAUUGAGGACAUUCCUCUUUACCUUCUCUUCAUCUUACGAAUCCUUAGGUCUGGAUCAGCUCAACAAAAUUUUUGAUCUCUCUGUUUCUCGCACUCAUAGUAUUGUCAGUAGGAUGAUGAUCAAUGAGGAGCUUUAUGGAAGCUGGGACCAGCCAACUGGGUGCAUUCUUUUCCAAGAUGUUGAACACUCUAGGCUGCAGGCAUUGGCAUUCCAGUUGACAGAGAAGUUAUCUAUUCUUGCCGAGAGUAAUGAAAAAGCAACAGAGGUAAGGAUAGGUGGUGGUGGAUUAGAUCUGCCUCUGCGACGGAGAGAUGGCCAGGACUAUGCCGCUGCUGCUGCAGCUGGUAGUGGAACAACCUCUGCAGGUGGGAGGUGGCAAGACCUGUCCCUUUCUCAGCCAAGACAAGGCAGUGGGCGUACCGGAUAUGGUGGUGGCGGUGGAAGACCAAUGGCAUUAGGCCAAGUAGCUGGGAGUGGCUAUUCAAGGGGACGAGGAACAGGUGCUUCAUAUGGAGGUUCAGGUAGGACUUCUCAAAGGGGUUCAGCAUUAAGGGGAUCCCAUGGCGAUGUAUCUACUCGCAUGGUUAGCCUUAAGGGAGCGCGAGCUUGA
Messenger RNA from Sphenostylis stenocarpa, 2943 nucleotides. NCBI's taxonomy places the organism in Eukaryota, Viridiplantae, Streptophyta, Magnoliopsida, Fabales, Fabaceae. The record is from the annotation of a GenBank genome assembly.